GCCACUGGGUCAGCUGUGUCAGACUUGGUGGAAUUACAGUAGAUUAGAUUUUUUUUUUUGGGGUUGUAAAGGGUGGUUUUGCCAAGGCAGCCAUGGGAGAUCCCCGUAAUUAUGGAGGGAGAGCCCUGCACCUUGUGCCGCGGUUUGAGGGGACCGGAUCUGAUCUUUUGGUGGAUGGGCGGUUGUGGUUCGUUGAUAUCCAUCCUGAUAAGCCAUGGGUUCUACUGACACCGCACAAUGGGAACUCGCUUCAAGUGUGGGACUACGAAAUCGAAACCCGGGUUGCCGCAUUUCUCAUGCCCGACGUAGGCGAUGCCAAGGAAGCGAGAUUCGUACCGCAGAAGGAGUGGAUUGUGGUGAGACGUCAGCGUAGCUUCCACGUAUACGACAUGCAGGGUGGGAAGUUUUCGUGCGUGAAAGUACUCAGACCGCCUCGUAGUCAUGGGCAUGCGCACGGACUGGCGGUCCAUGGCAGCUCAUGUUAUGUACUUACUUCUUUCAGCGACGGAACGAUAAUUUCAUGGGACUGGAAAAAAAACUGGUCGAAGACGGCAUUCGAAGGCCACUCUGCCGCCGUGACAAAGUUGAUCUUUCAUCCAACAGAUCCACACAUCUUUGCCAGUGCCUCCCGGGACCUCACCGCAAAGAUUUGGACCGCAGCGACAGUCACUGCGGAAAUGUCGCCGCGGCAAACUCUUCAGGACAAGGACGUGGACAUGGAGAGAAUCAGGACCAUGGAAUUUUGUGCUGGACUGAGGAAGUCGCUUCUCAUCACCGGUCAUUGCGGAGGUGCAGUACGGGUCUGGGAUUAUAAGAAGGGCUCCUGCGUAGCCAGAUUUAGAGGGCAUGCUGCGGACGUCGCUGCGGCGUUCUUCCAUCCGCGCUUGCCGUACAUCUUUACGGCAUCGCGCACCGGAGAAAUUGCAGUUUGGAGCGAGUCGAGGUACGAGCUGCUGUCGUCGCAUCACAGCGGAAUGGAUGUCCUCGAGAGCAUGAUCUCUUGCCGACACUCUAACUUUCUCUUUCUUGGUGGUAAACGAGAGUUCAUGAUUGUGAAGAUGACCGUGAGAAGAGACGGAAACGAGAGCGAGUCGGAUGCUGCAGAUGGGAUCGAGACCCGUACGACUUCGAGUAGACGCAUCGGGGACCCGAAACCGGUGCGGCCCGUAAAUGGGAGAGGUCCUGGACAUGAAGAUAACUUCUUCACCUUGGACCAGCAGGAAAGGAGUGGAGAAGAAGAGGACGACGGCGAAGAAAGGGCGCAACGGGGAUCGUCUUCCUCAGAAGGCGGGACCCGGAAUGAGGCGGCGAUCGGCGUUGAAGUUACGUGUGACCCUCCUCCACCAUCCGCUCAUCGAAAGAAGACUGAGAGGUCGGCGGAAGAUGACCCAGUGCAGGCCAGGAUAAAGUUUGAAAAAAAAAUCGAGGAGCAGGUGAUCAACGUGGAGCUAAAGUGCAUGAGAGCGCUUGCCGAUUUGAGAUCAGAGCAUCAGCGAAAGGAGAGCACCCAAGCAGAGAGAGUUCACCAGCUGGAGGCAGAGAGGGUAGCCCUGGAAGACAGGCUUGAAAAGUUGAAGCUAAGGAUCAAGGAGCUGAACCCAGAUGAAGACCUGGAGCAAAUUGACUGCUCAGAAGAAGAGGUCGCCGCACAGGAAGUCGUCGAAAUCUGCGAGUAUUCCACCAAGGAGGUUCAGGAUGCAACAAACAACUUCGACGUGGAGCGGAAGAUUUCCAGCAGCGAUCAUCGCGAAGACGCUUAUCGGGGCAAGCUGUACGACGGUACUCCUGUUAUGGUGAAGAGGAUAGAGAUCGGAACGACUGCUUCGGGUUAUGGGAUUCAUGGUGCCAAGUUCAGAACAGAGGUGAUUGACCAGUUGAGACGGCUGCAGCAUCCACAUUUGUUGAAGUUGUUGGGAGUCUGCUACGAAGAGAACUGUCUGGUAUUUGAGGAUGCGGAAAAUGGGAGUUUGAAGGAGUGGAUGAUGACAGGAGAGAAGUGUGGCACUAGAGGUUGUCUGUCGUGGCAAGUUCGUUUGCGCGUUAUGGUGGAGGUUGCACGAGCCGUGAAGUACUUGCACUCUACUACGAAGCGGAUGGCAGAUGCCGGUCCCGUCAUCCAUCGUGCCAUCCGACCUGGAACCAUUCUCCUCGAUAAAGACUUUGUGGCGAAGGUCAGCGGUGUUGACGAGGCGCUGCUGGCGUCAGCAGUACCUCCACUGCCUGAGGAUCAAACAGCAGGACCGACCAUUCGCCUAGUUGUGGGAUGCGACUCCCAAUACGUUGCGCCCGAAUAUUUUCGAACGGGAGUUUUCACGGAGAAGACUGAUAUCUAUGCAUUCGGCAUCACUGUGUUGGAGAUGUUGACCGGACAGUGGGGGGAUGCAUUGGGGAUCAUCGAAGACGUGGCUAUGGAAGAUGACGCAACUUUCAGAAACGCUCUCGAUCAGGACGCGGGAAGUUGGGACGUAGAGCUGGCCAGGGAGGUGGCGAGACUGGGUCUGAGCUGCACGACGUCAGACUGGCGCAAUCGGCCAGCCACUGCAGUUGGAAUCCUACCUGUGCUAGAGAAAGUUGCUGGCAAGGCCACGGAGCUCGCAGACAAGGCCACGGAGAUCGCACACUCAUCAGGAGAUGCAGAAGGAGAGGGAACGAGUCCAGAGAGGGGAGCUUCCAAGGAGGUGCUCGCCGACUCUCCUCGGGAUGUUGACGGAAAUGGAAGGAGUCUGGAGGAAGUUGCUUGCCGGGAAGAUCUCGCAGGCUCACCUCGAGACAUGGAAGGAGACGGAACGAGUCGUGAGGAAGCUGCCCAGAGGGCAGAUUUCGACGAGUCGCGAGCGGACAUCGACUCAGAAGGAAAGGGAACGAGUCGGGAGCACAUUGAUUGCAAGGAAGACUCGCCCAUGGGAGACAUCAUCACACGAGAAGUCGAUUGGGAGGACGAGCUGACAGAUUCACCUGCAGACUUCGAACGAGAGGGAACGAGUCCGGAGGAAGCUGCUCAGAAGCCAGGCCUUGAGGACUCGCUAGAAGAUGUACUCGAUGAAAAGGGGACAAGUCUGGAGGAAGUUGAUUGCAAGGAAGAGGUCACAGAUCUUCCUGAUACAGACGUUGACGGAAAGGGAAUGGGGCUGGAGGAGGAAGUCGAUUGUGGGGAAAAGCUCAUGGAUUCACCUGCGGACGUCGAAGGAGAGGAAACAAGUCCAGAGGAAGUGGCUCACAAGGCAGAAUCUGAACCUGGUCUUAAAGACUCCACAGAGACUGCGUUGUGUUGGUUGCAAUGGUCGGAAAUAAUGCGCUCUGCGGCGAAGCUAGCGUUUAGGGUGGAAAUAGGGCAUAACAACGGUGUAGAUGGUGGUUCUACAACGGUGAAUCCCUCGUCUCUAUUCGUUUGGAUUUCUCCUCCAGGGAGAGGUCGGAAGAGUUCGAAUGAUGGGGAAAAAAGACUCAACAACAGGUCGAAACUAUACCGCGACAAGCCGUGGGCGCUCAACAAGGUCGGAGGGACCAACGAGGCCGGAUGGGGUGCUGCUGUGUUUUUGACAGAGGACGAAGGGACGACCUGGUACUGUUGUGGUGGCAUCAUCAUGUCCGAAAUUGACAAGGCCACAACGGAGAAGGGCAAGGUCAACGAGCGAGACUUGAGGAAGUUCUUUCUCACAACGGUGUACGAUUAUCAGGGUAACGACUGGGUCAAGACUGACCAAAAGGUCAGCCUCGACCUUGCUCUGUUCAAGGGGUAUGUUCAGAAGGCAUUCGCUAUGAAAUCCUUCGGCGGCAAGGGAGAUGGCAAUGCGUUUAGGAUGCUCUUACCCGUCGAGUUUCUGAACAGGACCAACGGGUAUAGAAAAAGUGGUCAAUACCUGACGGUCGGGGCUGGUCACCAGCUCACGAUGCCUCUUGUGCCGUUCGACGCUACUGUCGAAGGUCUCGCAAGCUUAUCAACGUGCUCUAGCGAUCGGCGACAGGUUGUGUCAACACCGCAACAACGUUCUAGUGGGAAGGAUACACUUAUUACUUACUCAAGGCGUUCGACGGGGGGGUCAUCAGGAAAGCCCCCCGAGAGGAAGGAGAUUACCAGACGUCCUUCGAAGCUUCUAGAAACUUCUCGUGCUGGUGCCAGCUCGCGCUCACGGGACACCCCGCAACAUGAAUUCGACCAGGAGUCGGACGAAGAAAUGGAGGAAGACGACCGGGCUCGUCAAUUGGAUGCACAGUUCUUAGCGACGCCUGGGCACAUCCGGGGCGAAGGCUCUUGUGAUGUGAAUGUGGGGCGGGAAGCUGGUGGAGGUGUCGAAACCUGGUUGAGGGACGAUGGAGAAGAUGACGAAGUUGAAGGGGAGUGUGGUAGUGGCGAGCAACGAGAACACAUUGAAGGUGGGGCAACCCAUUGCGAUGGAACGGCGGAGCAUAUGGAGUGGGAAAGAGGUGCGGUCAGCGGUGGGAUGGGUGAUGACGGUUUGCAUGGUGAGGAAAUGGAAUACGAGGAAUUGGAGGAUGAAGGAGGAGAUGUCGUUGUUUCCGCGGGGCUAACUUCCAAGGGGACGGGAAAACGCCCUGCAAAAGCGUCGCCGACGCCAGCUGCGCCUAAGAAGCAGGCUAGAAGGAAAGUUGUGGACGAAGCUCGGGUCGCCUUCAACGCCUUGGAUGCAUCUCAAGGGACGCUUGGUGAACCCAAUGUGAAACGCAAACCAAGUGGUCGGCUUCGCAAAACUUUGCAACCUAAGAAGGCCAUGCGGUCAUCAACGCGCCAAAAAUCGGACGACUCCAGCGACGACGCUGAAGGGGUGGCCCCUCGCUUGCUCUCCAUCCCUGACGACGAUGAACAGGAGACGAAGAAACCGUGUGCGAUUAACAUGACGCAGUGCUACUUCCUCGAGUACGAUGAGGAGGGCAAAAAGAGAAGAGACCCGCCCACGGUGGUAAUUGACGUCAUGCAGAUUCUUCCAAUUCCGGAGGGAGAUAUCGUCUUCAAUCAGCGAUCACUGAACCUGACCAUCGUUGCAGGCCUCGAUGCGGCAAUUAAGACAUCAACUGGUCCAAGGGGCGAGGAUGAUCCUGCUCUGUGGGAACCACCUGAGUUGGUGUUGGCUUCGAUUAUGCCAUCGCAGGAGCAUCCAGACAGCCAAGGAACACAAGUCUUUCCAAAGGACUUCGAUCCCGAUUGGGCAGACAAGUGCUUCUAUUACCCAGUCGUCGGCCAACAUACUGCCGAAGCCAUAAAAAGAGCAGUGCAAAGGAGAUCCGCAGCAGUGGAUGUUUUCGGCUUUCGGAACUAUGAUCGUGUACGGAUCAUUUAUUUCGACGACGACCACACGAACGGGUAUGUGUAUGUGUCGACAUACGACAACACGAGAGGGGAUGUACCCAUUCGUAGAAGGGGAUUCUUGUGGAGUACUAUCACCAUCGCCUCCACCUCGGACAGCCACCCGGGUGCACGGCUUCUUCAGGACUGGCACAGUGGCACUGCGUCAUGGGAGACGGAACCAGUACCGGACGCGAUUCCCACUUCGCUUCGACGCAUGGCGACGGAACCAGUACCGGACGCGAUUCCCCCUUCGCUUCAGGACGGUCCCAUCUCCAUCCUGUUGUCCCAUGACUCCCAUGAUUACCAGGCUCACUGUCGGUCGGAUAUCAGGAACCUCGUGGUUUCUGAGCCACGAAAUGAGAUUUACUAUGUCCUGCACCAGUACUGCAUCACAGACGAUGGGGCGCUCAAUAAUUCGAUGAUGUCGAUUAGAAAAGCCUACUUAUCGGCGUACCGAGAUCAACCGAGUGAAGAAGGCGUAAUCACUUACAUGUGGCCCUACGACCAGCCAAACGGGGUGGGCAAUUUAUAUUAUUCGUCACAAGGGAGUGCAACUUGGACCACCACUGUUGAUGAUUCGGGACGUCCACUUCAAGGGCCGACAUCCGUACUCGAUGUUUUUGCCUAUGGUGUGAGGUUCCAAUCUCAAAGCCUUGUGUCGGACGGCAGUUGCCUGUACUCUCUGGAUACCGAAGGCGGGCUUUUAGGGAUUGAUCCCGGUAUCGGUCUCCCGUUCUCCGCUGAAGUAACCCCGAUAUCUCGUGCUUAUACGGCCCUGACGCCGAAUGACAUUAUGGUAGUCUCCACGCGAGAAGGAUGUAACGUGUUCUCCGCCGUAGGAAAUGCCGUUCAUAUCCAUGUUGUGGUCCCGCCCUGCAAUUACACGUUCAGAGAGCUUGGAGCCAUAACGUAUUCCGAAAAGUCGGGGCAGGAGCCGCUGGGACUGGCUCUUUACGAUGACGGUGUCAAGUUAACCCUGUAUACUGGAAGCAUGCACGGCAGAUUGUUUCGGGUUCCGCUGAGCAGGUCGGAGCUGCGGGGUUGUAAAGGCCCCCCUAAUACCCCUAUUGAUGUCAACCUGCAGGCCGCACCCCGUACUGUCAUAGACCAGCCGGCCGCACCCCCUACUGACAUCAAACGACUGGCCAUGAUCCUGGGUGGGACCGGGGGGGGACUGAUACUUGCGUCAAUCGUUGCCACCUUGAUUUGGGCUCGGUGGGGCAGAAAGAAGCCUCACAGUCAAGCUCGCAGGCAGGAGGGCUACAGUGCUUUGCCCAUGUUGCGACUGAGGCCCUCGCGCGUAGAGCAGUUCGAUCUGAAAACCCUGUCGGAUUGCACGGACGGUUUCAGUGAGACCCAUCAAAUCGGGGACAGCGGGGCCUUUGGGAAAGUCUUCAGGGGUUUGCUUGACGGCAAGGAGGUGGCAAUCAAGGUGAUGACCGGUGAGCUGACGGCCGUCAAAAGCAACCAGUUCAUGGCAGAGGUGAACACUCUCAGCACAGUUAAUCACGUUAAUCUUAUCCACCUCAUCGGGUACUGCCAGGAGGGCAGUCAGUGCAUCUUGGUGUACCCCUACUUCCAAGGCGGCUUCUUGCACGACCGGCUGUUUCCCAACUCUGAUAAGCUGGGGGGUCUCCCGGGGGAUUCUCGUCCGCCGCCGCUCACUCUGCAGGAGCGCAUGAGCAUAGCCUUCCAGGUUGCCAAGGGGCUGGCGUACCUCCACGACGACGCCAAGCCCCCCAUCAUCCAUCAGGACAUCAAGAGCAACAACAUCCUCCUUGGAGAUGUCUGCGGGGGGACCCUCCACGUAGUUGUUGCUGAUUUCGGACUGGCAGCCAUGGGGGAAAGGGUGCUAGGCACCGGACACGAGCAGAUUGUGCGCACAUUGCACAUAGGCGGCACGUUUGGGUACAUGUCCCCAGAGUACAUGCUGAGAGGCGAGCUGUCUGAGAAGAAUGAUGUGUACUCAUUUGGGGUUCUUGCAUUGGAGCUGCUGACGGGAAGAAAGGUGGUCACUCGGGCGCCGUCAGGGUUGGGCUGGCAGACACUUGUGGAGUGGGUGAGGCCUUUCUUGCAAGGUGGAGUUGAAAAUGCCCGACAGCUGGGUUCCCAUAUGCCGCACCACCCGAGCGCGAUUCUCGAUCCCUGCUUGUGGGAUCAGAUGGCCAGAGAUUCCACAGAAAAGAUGGUGAAGAGCGCUUUCAGAUUGGCUUGGGAAUGUGUCCAUGAGGAGGACAAGUUCAGGCCCGCCAUGCGGGCAAUUGUACAGCGCAUUCACAGCAUGUUUCUCGAUGUAGGUUGGGACUUCUUGACCAGGACCAUGGACAUGGAGAACCUUCUGGCCACGGCAGAGGCAGAGGAUGACGUCCCGGGGAAGGAGGAUGACCACUCUCAAAAGAGUCUGGAUACGUAUGAUGUUCUGCUAGGCAUUCCGUGGCAGGCGGCGGUCGGAGAGCGAAUGCACUUUGACAGCUGUAAGGUGGUGCUCACAUUGGCCCACCCCAAACCACAAACGAUACCAAUGAGAUUGGUGGUUCGGGCUUUUCUAGGGCUGACAUCCUAUUACCAACGCUUCAUCAAGGGGUUCGCCGGUGUAGCGAAGCCCCUAACGAACCUGCUGAAGAAAGAGGAGCAGCUGAUCUGGACGCCGAAAUGCGAAGCGGCGUUUCAGGCGUUGAAGGAGGCUCUGACAUCUGCUCCUGUGUUGGCGCGUCCCGACCCGACAAGACCGUUCGCACUAUACAACUGGCAGCCGCAGGCGAUAUCGGCGGUGCUGACUCAGCACAGGGUGGACGGAAGGGAACACGUCAUUGAGUAUGCGUCCAAGACACUGAGCCAGGCGCAGGCUAAUUACGAAGCGUGCAAAGGCGAAUGCCUGGCAGUGGUGUGGGGGAUUCAUCAUUUUCGACUGUAUCUCUACGGCCAGAAAUUCAUGCUGGUAACGGAUCAUCAGCCGCUGCUGUCCCUACUCAACAACGCGGAUUACACGGGGACCCUGGGAAGGUGGACGACCUUGCCUCGUAGGAUGAACCAUCGCCAACAGGAGCAUGAACUGCUCGAGCACUUCCAGCCGCCCAUCUCGGACGCUCUUCUCCGGAACCAGUUCAACGACGAUCGGCAGCUGCGCUUUGACAUUGAGCAAGUGAACGUGUCGGCUCCUAGCGUUGCUGACUUGGCGGUGUACUCGCUCCUUGCACAGCGGGUGACGUACGCGGGCGUCUAUGUGUACAUAUCGCCCGUGCCUGGUCAGGAAUCCACGCGAGUGUUCAUCGAGUUCCGAGCCAUCCAGGUGGCUACGAACUUUAUGCACAGCAUCGCUACUUUCACCGGGGAUUUAACCGUCUUGCCUGGACACGAUCAGGAGCCGGCGUACAGGUUCUUGCGCGAUUACGCCCUCCAGUUGCCGCCCGCUGACAAGGACGCGUGGGAGCUGCAUCGGGCGCUGUAUUCGUCGGUGGUGCUAGGCAUGUUUACAUUUUUCGUGGAGCACGAAGUUCAUAACGUCGGCGAGUUCCGCUACGUAUACUACGUGAUCGCCAAGCCGAAGCCGGAGCGGAAGGAGGGAACAAUGGCGCUUUACCCUUUUGGGAGAAUCGGAACGAAUCGCCCGGGGCUCUUACAACUCAUUCACAUCGAGUUGCUGUCCAUCGUGCAGGUAAUCGCCGCAGAAGAAGAAGACUUGCAUCUCAGACUGCGGACCGCCUCAGCCCCGUGCAGAGCGUAUAACGCGGCGGUGAUACCUGACUACCUGGCGCGUGAGGGGGAGUCCGUGGUGGACUUCGGGCACGAAGAUGAGCCGCUGCGGCCUCCAUCAUCGUAUCCAAAGUCGGCGGCCCUGAAGGCACCGAGAAAGAGAACCGUCCUGAAGCGGCGACGAAGUCCAUCGCCGAAAGCUUAGGCCAGUCGAGUGGGGCCUGUCGAGGAGGUCGUCCAGCCUGCGCCGGUGCGCAAAGUCGAUCCGGUUCGCGAGAAAAGAGCCACA
This is a messenger RNA of Chara braunii, 9287 nucleotides long. NCBI's taxonomy places the organism in Eukaryota, Viridiplantae, Streptophyta, Charophyceae, Charales, Characeae. The record is from the annotation of a GenBank genome assembly.